Kluyveromyces marxianus DMKU3-1042 is the source of this 240-nucleotide messenger RNA. It is a transcript of the gene RPC25, whose product is annotated as DNA-directed RNA polymerase III subunit RPC25. The transcript has a single exon. NCBI's taxonomy places the organism in Eukaryota, Fungi, Ascomycota, Saccharomycetes, Saccharomycetales, Saccharomycetaceae. Bases 1 to 240 code for a protein of 79 amino acids. The record is from RefSeq and is a predicted model, not a curated record.
AUGGACGAGGAUACGAAGUUGUACUUUGAUGUGAACGAGAAGAUCAGGUUCCGGGUUGAGCAAGAGGUGUUUGUAGAUGUGAAGCCCAAGUCGCCGCGGGAGAAGGAGAUUGAGGAGCAGCUGAGGGCCAAGGAGGAGCUUACGGAGGAGGAGAAGCGGAUUCUUGAGAAGCCUCCUGCGUAUGCGUUGCUGGGCAGUUGUCAGACGGACGGGAUGGGUCUUGUGUCGUGGUGGGAGUAG